CAUUGGAUUUGAAAUAUUGAAAGUGGAUACAAAAAGACUUCAGCAAUGCAGACUAUUAAGUGUGUUGUUGUGGGUGAUGGUGCCGUUGGUAAGACAUGUCUUCUGAUUUCAUAUACAACAAACAAAUUCCCAUCUGAAUAUGUACCAACGGUAUUUGACAACUAUGCAGUCACGGUUAUGAUUGGUGGAGAGCCAUACACUCUUGGACUGUUUGAUACUGCAGGACAGGAAGAUUAUGACAGAUUACGGCCUCUCAGUUAUCCACAGACAGAUGUGUUUCUUGUCUGUUUUUCAGUGGUAUCCCCAUCCUCAUUUGAAAAUGUGAAAGAAAAGUGGGUACCAGAGAUUACUCACCACUGUCCAAAGACCCCUUUCUUGCUUGUUGGGACCCAAAUUGAUCUCAGAGAUGAUCCUUCGACUAUUGAGAAACUUGCCAAGAACAAACAGAAGCCCAUCACUCCAGAAACUGCUGAAAAGCUAGCUCGAGACCUGAAGGCUGUCAAAUACGUGGAGUGUUCUGCGCUUACACAGAGAGGUCUGAAGAAUGUGUUUGAUGAGGCUAUCCUAGCUGCCCUCGAGCCUCCGGAAACUCAACCCAAAAGGAAGUGCUGUAUAUUCUAAACUGUUUUCUCCUUCCCCUCUUUGCUGCUGCUUCCUGUCCCAACACUGUAGAAUCUCCGUUUUAAAAAACAAAACAAAACAAAAAAACAACACAAAGGAAUAAAACGAUCCUGUUUGAAAGCCUCUGCGUCUUUUUACUUACCAUCUUAGAGCAACCUCUGUAUUAUUAGUUUUCUGGUUAAAAACUGCAUUACAUAUCUAUCUAUCUUAGUAAAACACAAAAUACUUUGUUAUCUGGAGGCAGAUUUGUUUUGCCCCUUGGGUUGCCCAAUACUUGGAGCUUUAUGGUUUUGGUAACUGGAAUAAAAGGGGGCUCAGGUCUAGCAUUAAAAAUGCUCUUUAGGAGAAAAUAAAGGAAUACCCACCACUCAACAGUGGAUGGAAUCAUGCACACAUCUCAUUUUAUACUUGUGAAGCUGUUAUUAAUUGUACUUGCAUGACAAACCUACAUGGGAAGAGGUGACCUGCUAGUAGCGCUGUAAUGUGAUGGAUUCUUUCUAA
Messenger RNA from Gracilinanus agilis (Agile Gracile Mouse Opossum), 1122 nucleotides. RefSeq names its product cell division cycle 42 (gene CDC42). Gene Ontology annotation, molecular function: GTPase activity; GTP binding. Bases 46 to 621 code for a protein of 191 amino acids. The transcript has 5 exons. NCBI's taxonomy places the organism in Eukaryota, Metazoa, Chordata, Mammalia, Didelphimorphia, Didelphidae. The record is from RefSeq and is a predicted model, not a curated record. Gene Ontology annotation, biological process: modification of synaptic structure; small GTPase-mediated signal transduction. Gene Ontology annotation, cellular component: dendritic spine.